AUGGCUCCUGUUGCUCUUCUUCUUGUGGAUAUUCAAAACGACUUUAUGGAAAAGGGUUCCCUGGCUGUACCCAACGCGAGUCAAAUUAUGCCAGCAGUGCUCAGGCUUAUCAACGACACCAAGGAUCGCAUUGUUGUUGCCUCCAAGGAUUGGCAUCCAUCCAACCAUAUCAGCUUUGCAUCUAAUCAUGCGGAUAAGCAACCAUUUGAGCAAAUCAAAUUCGAGUAUCGUGGACGUGAGUCGCAGCAAAUCCUUUGGCCUACACACUGCGUGCAAGGAUCUACUGGUGCAGAGCUGGCAAAAGACAUCCUUAGUGGCAGGAUCGAUUACAUUGUCAACAAGGGACAAAACCACCAUGUUGAUUCCUACAGCGCUUUCGCCGACAAUGAUUAUCAUGAAAUCACCUCCUUAGCAAAGAUCCUCUAUCAAAACUUCGUGGAUACGGUGAUCGUCGUGGGAUUGGCAGCUGACUACUGCGUCAAGAUGACAUGCCUCGAUGCUGUGAAAUUUGGUUUCAAGACCAUCCUCGUCAAGGAAGGCACCCGUGCCGUUUCUCCAAACGACUUUGAAUCAACAAUGCAAGAGCUCCAAGACAAUGGGGUCGAGGUUGUUAGUAUUGAUGAUGCCGCUUUUGUUAGCCAGUAUUUGCAAUAA
Molecule: messenger RNA, 654 nt
Organism: Lichtheimia ornata
Lineage: Eukaryota; Fungi; Mucoromycota; Mucoromycetes; Mucorales; Lichtheimiaceae
Exons: 5
Coding region: 1-654 (217 amino acids)
Source: RefSeq, a predicted model, not a curated record